Messenger RNA from Fraxinus pennsylvanica, 564 nucleotides. The record is from the annotation of a GenBank genome assembly. NCBI's taxonomy places the organism in Eukaryota, Viridiplantae, Streptophyta, Magnoliopsida, Lamiales, Oleaceae.
AUGGUUAGAGAGAAUCUUUUCAGUUGGUUAGAUCCUAUGGCGCUCCUGGUGCCUGUCGGGUGCACACGUUUGACUGUACCACUCAAGACGCAAGUUUGCCCCGGCCGCCGCCUGUGCCCCACUAUCUCCGCCACGCUAUCGUUGCGGCCUAAAGCGAUGGACUGUGUGGAGGAAACUUCAAGCUUCUUCGAAAAUGACUCCCGACCCAUCAUGUUAUUUGACGGUGUAUGCAACUUAUGCAACGGAGGCGUUAGAUUUGUCCGAGCCAAUGAUCGACAAAGAAAAAUUAGAUUUGAAGCUCUGCAGAGUGAAUCAGGUAGGAAGCUGUUGAGGAGAUCUGGUAGAGAGCCUGAUGAUAUUUCGAGUGUUGUACUUGUUGAGAAAGAUAGGUCGUACAUUAAGUCAGAAGCUGUGUUGAAGAUUAUGGAAUACAUAGAUUUACCCUUUCCACAGCUAGCUUUCUUUCUACACUUAAUACCACUAUUUGUAAGGGACUUCGUAUAUGAGAAUGUUGCAGAUAACCGUUACAAUUUCUUUGGUCGCUCAGAUUCAUGUGAAAUAUAG